UUCUUCUAAUCUGCAAAAAUGGCGUCAUCGUCUCUAGCUCUCAGGAGAUUUCUCUCUUCAAGCGUCGUCCCACGCUCUUUGAGAGCCGUUCGUUCAGCGGCUGCUUCUUCUUCUCGCCUCUUCAAUACUAACGCCGUCAGAAACUAUGAAGACGGCGACGAAGGGAACCACCGCUCAAACCGACAAGUUUCUCGCCGCGGCGGCGAUUUCUUAUCAGACAUGUUCGAUCCGUUUAGUCCGACGAGAAGCUUGAGCCAGAUGCUCAAUUUCAUGGACCAGGUAAGCGAACUCCCAUUGAUGUCAGCCACGCGUGGAAUGGGAGCUUCAGGAGUCAGACGUGGCUGGGACGUGAAAGAGAAAGAAGACGCGUUGCAUCUAAGGAUCGAUAUGCCAGGACUAAGCAGAGAAGAUGUGAAACUGGCUUUGGAACAGAACACAUUGGUGAUCAAAGGAGAAGGUAAAACAGAGGAGGGGGAAGGAGGAAGUGAUGAUGGACGACGGAGGUUUACGAGUAGGAUUGGGUUGCCGGAGAAAGUAUACAAGACUGAUGAGAUUAAAGCGGAGAUGAAGAAUGGUGUCUUGAAAGUUAUGAUUCCUAAGAUUAAAGAGGAUGAUCGUAACAAUGUUCGUCACAUUAACGUCGACUAGAGUUUUUUUUUUUUCUGUGUGUGUGUUUUUGAUGAAUGAGUUUGUAAUUUGUUCGUUCUCUCUUCCUUGUUGAAUCAAAGGGAUAUGGCAUUUAAUUAAGCUGCUAAAUCGAGUUAAACACUUCACUAA
Capsella rubella is the source of this 777-nucleotide messenger RNA. Its product is annotated as 23.5 kDa heat shock protein, mitochondrial. The record is from RefSeq and is a predicted model, not a curated record. The coding region runs from base 19 to 648 and encodes 209 amino acids. NCBI's taxonomy places the organism in Eukaryota, Viridiplantae, Streptophyta, Magnoliopsida, Brassicales, Brassicaceae. The transcript has 2 exons.